AGAAACUCCCGUCAGCCGUCGUCAGCUCGUGGACGACGUCAGCCACUGUCAGUCGCCGUCAACCACGCCGUCAGGAUGAACAAAUACUUCCCAGGAAUCGGCCGCGUGGAGUACCGGCCAGACGCCGGCCCGGAGGACACCCUCGUCUUCCGGCAUUACAACGCCGGCGAGACCGUCCAUGGCCGGACCAUGGAGGAGUGGCUACGCUUCUCCGUCUGCUACUUCAACACCUUCAGGUACCUGGGUGCUGACGACUACUACGGGGACCGAGCCCACCAGAGGUCGUGGGAGGACGCCUCACAGUCCCUCGACAACUAUAAGCGUCGCAUGAUGGCCGCCUUUGAGUUCUUCCAUAAGCUUUGCGUCAAGUACUACUCGGUGAGUGACCGCGACAUGGCCCCAGAAGGAGAGAACUUCGAGGAGACCAACAACUACCUGGAGGAGAUGGUGACGUUGGCGGCUGACCUGCAAAGGCAGACGGGGCUGAAACCCCUCUACUACAGUGCUGACCUCUUCUCCCACCCUCGCUAUGCUAACGGUGCCGGGGCCAACCCUGACGCCCACGUCUUCGCCUAUGCUUGUGCGCAGGUCAAGCGCAGUAUGGAGGCGGCCAAGCGCCUAGGCGCCGAGAACUUCGUCUUCUUCAACCCUCGCGAUGGCUACCAAAGCGUAUUGCAGCGACAGUUCUUGCGCGACCAAUCACACAUGGCGCAGCUGUACCGCAUGGCCUCGCAGUACAAGGAUAAGAUUGGCUUCAAGGGCCAGCUGCUGAUCCAGCCCAAGCCUGCUGACCCUCGCCGUCACCAGUACGAGAGUGACGCCAUGGCCACCAUGCAAAUGUUGAACCACUUUGGUUUGGACAAGCAAUACAAACUAUACAUCAAGCCAGCCUUCUCCCGCCUCAUGGGUCGCCCCUACGAGCACGACGUGUACAUGGCAGCCGCGUACAACAUGCUGGGUAGUGUGGACGCUUCUGACAGCUUCCCAGAGUUCCAAGGAACGUCUGACCUCUGCGCCAAGAACAUGCGCGACGCCACCUAUGUCAUGAAGUGCGUUCUUGAGCAGGGAGGUCUCCAGCAAGGAGGGUUCACACUGGGUGGCCGAGUCCGUCGUGAGUCCGUGGAGCCUCGCGACUUGUUCCACGGUCACGUCCUGGCCAUGGACACCUUCGCCCGCGCCCUCAGGAAUGCUGCCCGCAUGAUCACCGACGGCAGCUUCGCCCGCAGUAUGCAGCAGCGCUAUAACUCUUACAAAUCCGGAUUCGGUGAGCAUGUGGAGAAGAACACCAUCACCAUGGAGGAGUGUGAGGACUACGUGCGGAAAAAUGGCGAACCGCAGCAUCGGUCCUCCCGCUACGAACACUUCCAGAAUAUGUUCAGCUACUAUGUCUACCCUCCGCGCCAGUAGACGCUUCAAUCUACUACAAUUACCUACUCCGUCUCUUUUAUACCCCCUUCUUCUAUAUUCAUUGGUUCUACCAUCUAAUAACUGAAUUUUCACGAAGACCCAGCGGCUUGUAUUGUAAAAUUUCGUUGUUGAUUCCUCGCUUAUACAGGUAUCUGCAAGUGAGUGAAAUGUAUGAACGUGUCUUUUUUGUUCAGAGAAUAUUAAGACGUCUGGUUCUCGACAAGUUGGUUGUUCGUAGUGCUCGUACCUCCGGGUUCAAUAGUUCAAGGAAUAUGAGCUCGUUAUCCCUCAAGUGGGGCCACAGGUGUAAGGCCAUCAUUGUCUUUGUGUCUGCGUACCACGUUUUAUAUCUUGAUCUUCGGAUUCUUAAUAUUAUUAAUUAUAUUUUUGUGGUGUUUAUUCCGCUACUGACUGGCAAUCUGGUGUUAAUUCACUUAACCAGCAGCUGUGUUGGUCCCAAGACGUAUGAGUUGGAUACAUCUUUCUUUUUCUUUUUUUCUUUUUAGAAGUUGUCGAUCAAAAACCUUAUAUAAAUGUUUUUUUUAACCAUUAUUUAUUACAACAAGUGUCUCUUGUAUCCUCUAUAUCAGCCCAAUACCAUUAACAACUAACUGAUUGAUUGUCUUGCUUUUUACCUGUCUGGGGGGUCGGCCAUAAUGGUUGUCCCUUCCUAGCCAACAGGAAUAGAAUUACAAAGGCAUGCAAUUAUGUUUCUCAUUCUGGAUCCAAACAUACCGAAGAUCGAGGGGAAAUCGCGUGAUUUUAACCUAAUUGGAUAAAAUCACGGCCCAGUCUUGAUGUAAAAACAAAGUAAGAAACGCUGGUGUGUGUAAAGAUAACUUAAUGAUGUAAAAUAUAAUUAAAACGUAGGAAUAUAAAUCUGUUGUCGAAACAUUUAUGAACUGGUGGAUACAAUCGACGUCGUCUGGUACACAGGAACAUAGACAACCCAUGAACGUUGGUUUUGGACAGUACGAGACGUUGUGAAGUUGUCUCAGCCCUCAGGAGCCACAGCUACGAUCACAGCUUGGGAAAGUUUGUGUUUCAUAAGUAAAUAAACAUCACAAGUAACCAAAUUAUAACCAAUUGUAUUUUGUCAAUAAAUAUCGGGAAAUAAAA
Molecule: messenger RNA, 2526 nt
Organism: Homarus americanus (American lobster)
Lineage: Eukaryota; Metazoa; Arthropoda; Malacostraca; Decapoda; Nephropidae
Product: xylose isomerase-like
Exons: 5
Coding region: 76-1407 (443 amino acids)
Biological process (GO): carbohydrate metabolic process
Molecular function (GO): xylose isomerase activity
Source: RefSeq, a predicted model, not a curated record